CCUGCACAGCCGAACCACAAAACCCCACCCCACCACGGACCACCACACCCCUUCCAGUCUCCACCUUGCUCUGCUCUCGCUCCCGCUCGCCUCCGCUACUUGCUGUUCGUCGCCGGCCACAGCCCCUCUCCCCCGCCGCUUAGGGUUCGCCUCCGCCGCCGCUGCAGGAGCUAGGGUUUCCGGCGCUGGGCGCCGGGGUAUGAGCAGCAGCCGCCGCCCUGCAGGAUCUAGGGUUCUGACGACUCCGCUCACGGAUGGAGGGUGGUAGAAGGGCGAGCGAAUCCCUCCCGGCAUACACCCAUGGAUCAUGACGAUACUGAUUUUCAGAGCCAAAACUUUCAACUAGCUGGUGAAGACAGUAGCAAAUUCCCAUCAGGUUUGCGACCAUUUGCACUGCCAAAACUUGAUAUCGAGGAGCAACUACAAGGCCAUCUUCGAUUUGAUAAUUUGAUAGAUUCAGAAGCAUUUUUCAGCGUUCAAGGGCACGAGAAUAGUUGGAUUGAGGUUCUGUCCACUGGAAGCAGUGUUGUUGAUUUUAGCUCUAGCGCAACUGAAUCUUGCUCGAUAUCUAAAACCAAUAAUGUCUGGUCAGAGGCAACAUCCACAGAAUCUGUCGAAAUGCUACUGAAAUCAGUGGGAGGAAACGAGACAACUGGUAAUAUGGACAGUAAUGCUCACCUUCAGUUAAGUGGUAUGAACAGUCAAACUGAUCAACCGAGUGUUCAUCCUAAAUCUAGUAACUCCCCAACAGAUAGUACUGUAGUGCCAACUGAGAAAGAUAGAAUGACAGACGAUCUUGAUCGUACUCAGAGCACUCAUUCUAGAAUGACUGCUGACCUUUCAAACACCGAGUCUCAGCUUGAACAUUUUGCACCUUUCUUAAUGGACAAGAAAGCUGAGCAGGCAGCAGAUUCUGUUGCUGAGAAGUGCAUUGCAGGUGAGAAGUUGUCCUCUUCAAACAACACAUCAGGAAGCUGCCCAGCUGCUGGCAACUAUCUUGGGGCAGGUCAUGAUGAUCGUUCUUUGGACAAACUUAAUGCACCCUCAGCUGAAGUAGAUUCAAAGAACUUGAAUAAUGAACCUUUCCCAGAGUUGGCUCCCCUGCAGAACAUAUAUACUGAUUCAUAUCACUUCAAGAAAGAUAUUAAAGAAUCUGAGGCUGGUGUUACUCAAGAUUCAGAGUUCUGCCUUACCAAUGAAAAUAAAGUCGAAGGUGGACUACAAGAACUGCAUAAUUUGUCAUGUGCUGGUCAGCCCAAUGAAACUCUAUUGUCAGAAAGUUCUGAUGGAUUACUAGAGGCUAUCACAAAUCCAGUUAAGAUGCUGCACAGGAGUGAUGAUACUUGCAAUAAAGUGAACAGCACUCAUCAACCAUCUUUUUCAGCAGUGCAACAUGGAACUGAAGGCCUCAAAAGUUCUGUUCACAGGAGCAAUGAGCUCGUUGUUAAGGAGUUUAGUAUUGGUUUAAAUUCUCUUCUAUCUCACCAAUCUGAGGCAGACCCAAGAAGUUCUAAUUCACAUCCUGUCAGUUCUGUGUCUCCCGAAAGUAAAAUUGACGAUGCCACUUGUGUUCCUGAAGAAACAAAGAAUGAUGGAGGCAAUAGUACAAACACCUGCUGUACAGGUGAUGAAUCAAAACAUGUAGUGUUGGAGCACCAUCAAGAUUCUGUUGACAACCAAAAAAGUGGUGACAUUGGUGGAAAGAUAACUGGGGAGGAAAUACCAGCAGUUUCAGGGAACAUUGAGCAAAUGAUAGAAAAUGAUCGUGAAGAAAAUGCUACAAAUGCUACUGGUACAUCCAAAGAUAAGGUUGGUCCUUCCGACAGUAUUGCACCUGAAAACUUUGCAGCUGACAUUCUGAAUGCUUCAGAGGAUCCAAACAUUCCCUCGCUAAAUCAUGAGAGGUCAUUCGAAGAACACGAAUUGCCUGCUUUAAGAGAGGAGCCUAAAAGCACAAAUUUACUCCUAUCUACUUCUGGGCUUCAAGAGAAAAUUUCAGCAUCAGUGAUUAGUUCUAGCAGUGGUGUCACGCCUACCAUUGUUACUGACAAUGUUGGUACUUCUGAGGAUAAAAAUGGCUGUUCAAUAGGUGUUUCUCCUGUUGAUUCUUCUGCUUUACUAGAUGAAAAGGAUUUGAAAAUGGCCACAGUGAAUAAUGAGGAGCCAUUCAAGGAAGGUGCUAAAUCUGCUUUAGGAGAUCAAGACUGCAAUGGUAUUUCUCCUGGCUCUGAACAAGGAAGGGAAAUGCUAGCUGUGCCCAUGGAGUCAAACAUUGCUGUUUAUAGUGGUACUGUUUCUGCUACAGAGAAGGAGAAAUACAAGGAGCAGCCUAAUUCUUUGGGUGGUUUGACCACAGGAGAAACUCAGGAUAAAUCAGAUCAUAUAGAUCCAACCACAGCACCUACAUUAGGUAUCCCAACUGGAAAGGUGGCCGAAAAUAUAGUAAAAACUCCACUGAAUGCAAGUGAUGAUUUGAAUGCACAUAUGCAAGAUAUAGUGUUAAAUCACGGUACAGAUUGUAGUCCUGAUACUGUGCCAUCCCAAGGAAAGGAAGGCUCAAGCUUAUUGGAACCUGGUAAUGGUAUUGGAAUCUGCACUGGGGUUACAUGUGGGUCCCCUUCAGUGAUUAGUUGCGCUGAAUCCUCUCCCGAAGAAGGUGGACAUGGCAGCAAUGCUUUACUUCAUGACAAACUAUGUGGGCAAUCUGAGGAUCCUAAAGAUCGUGGAGCCUUAGCUGAUGUUACCCAGAGCUCAAAACAAUGUUGUACCAGAAAUAUAGAAUCUGCUCUUGGUUCUGAGGAGACUAGUGCAGCAGGAGGUGAUAGAAGCUUCUCAUUUGAGGUGGGAGCUCCACCAAAUGUUGCUGAGAAAGCCCAUAGCCCUGUUUGGAGCCCUUUCCCUAGAUACAUAACUUCUCAGAGUACCAAGACGGCCACAGAAAAUCCUCAAGCAGGAAGUUCUUUGAAGGAUACUAGUGAUGAUAGUAAGAAAACAUCUACUGUGGAGGCUGGUAAAGAACAGCUAUCAGAAAGGAAAGUGACUGAAGGUUCUGGGGGCGGCACCUCAGACAACUCUAAUAUAAGUGGCAGCAUUAAGAGUAAAAGUUCACCGCCGCAGCAGCAUCCAAUCCCUGAGUGUUCUGUUUCUUCUGCAGAUUUAGUGAAUUUUCCAUUCACAGAUCCACAGCAUUUGCAGCUACGUGCACAGAUAUUUGUUUAUGGAGCUCUUAUUCAAGGAACGCCACCAGGAGAGGCUUACAUGUUGGCAGCUUUUGGAGAACCUGUAGGUUGUGGCAAACCUACAUGGGAGGCUGCUUGGCGAGCUGCUUUUGAAAGAUUUCAGUACCAAAAAUCACUUUAUGUCAGUUUAGAGACCCCCACAAGUGCACGUAUAGGUAGUUCCGUGCCUGAGAAAGCUAGCAAGAGUACAGCAAUUACAACUGUGCCAGCUAGCAAAAAAGGUGGCAAAACUGUGGCGCCAGCACAUCCUGCUGUAACCCUCUCCCCAACUUCUAAUGUACCUUUUGGUAGUUCUACAUUUAACCUGCAACGAGGUACUCAUCUGGAUUUUAGCCAGGCAGUAUCACCAUUUGCACACAUGAGACAUCCGUCUCCUGGUGUUGCCCCCUGGUAUACUCAAAGCCCUGGUCCACGUCCUGCACCCUGGUUGAUUCCACCACAAAACUUAAUAUUUGAUUCAUCGAUGCAACCAGCUAUUCCUACAAAUGAAACCGCGAAGGGGGCCUCAUCCAAAAAUAUAUCCAUUUCACAUACUGUUUCAUCUGGUGUAGUUCUUCCCAGUCCAGCACCUUCUAUCGUUUCUUCUCCAACAACAGUUGUGAAUGAUGGAAAACAGAAGGCUGCUUCUAGCUCUAAACAUGGCACCGCAUCACAAAAGCCAAGGAAAAGAAAGAAAGCUUCAGCAAGUCCAGAACAGCAACCUGUCAUUGCUUCUCCUCAGCUCAAAAUGGACAUGCCAUCUUUUACUCCUCCUGCCAUUAAGCACUCAGCAGGAUUUGCUUUAUCUUGCAGCAAGCUUGUUCCUAACACUGGCCAGAUUGCCUCUGAACCUAACUACCAGAUCACAGGUGGUAUGGAUAGUCAGCAAAGAAUCAUCUUUUCAGAACAGAUCCGUGGUGCAGUAGAACAAUCAAGUGCACAGGCUAAAGGUGCGUGCAUUGACUCAAUGGAGGCAGUUAAGUACAAGGAAGGCUUAUGGAGCCAUCUAUCCACAAUCUCAAGAGACAAGUUACCUCCAGAAGUUGAAGAGAAGCUUACUUCGGCUGCAGCUGCUGCUGAAGCAGCAGUUUCUGUUGCAAAGGCAGCUGCAGAAGCUACCAAGAUGGCAUCAGAGGCUGCAUUGCAGGCAAAAAUGAUGGCAGAGGAAGCUCUUACGUCUUCUAUAUCUGUAAUGUCCAUGCAUCAUGAAGCUGGUCAAUUUAAUGUCAUUAGCAGUCCACCUACCUUGUCAAGUUCAACACCAGCGUCAUCUCUGAAAAUUAAGAACAAGAGUCAUGCCCCAGGUUCCAUCAUUUCUGUGGCACGGGAGGCUGCUAGAAAGAGGGUUGAAGAGGCAUCUGCAGCUGCAAAACGUGCUGAAAACUUGGAUGCCAUAUUGAAAGCUGCAGAGCUUGCUGCAGAGGCUGUGUUCAGAGCAGGAACCAUUAUUGGAAUGGGGGAACCACUUCCUUUUACCCUAAGAGAGCUUUUGGAAGCUGGGCCGAAUGGCUAUUGGAAGUCAGCGAGUGUGAGGAAUAAAUCUGGAAGUGGUAACGAUAAUCCAGUAACAGAAACAUUGGAGGUAGAUGCAACUGCUAACUUUAACAAAUCUGGCAGAAAGCGUGGUCGGAAACCUAAAUGUGAUCAAGCACUACCAAGUUCGGAGCCAUCUUCAAGCUGCAAAGAAUUACAGCCAUCUGGAGUACAUCCAGGACAUGGGGUUGUUGAAGAUGUUCCUGUCACUGUGUCACUGGAUGGUAACAAUGUUACAGCACCAAUAAGCAUUAUCUGGAAUGGCAUUGAAAAGGGAUCUGCAGUUGAGGUUUUAUCUGACAAGUGUGGGUUUGGAGUAGCUUGGUUUUCUGCUAAGGUUAUUGAUAUAAAUGCAAAUAAUGCUUUUGUCAACUAUGGUGACCACAAUGGAACUGGUCCUGGUGAAGAAUGGGUGCCAUUGAGACAAGAAGGGGAUAAGCCGCCUCGGAUACGUCUCGCGCACCCUGCUACCCUCUCUAAAUUCAAAACUAGGAAACGACGCAGGGAAACAGCAGGCAGUUGUUUAUGGGUUAUUGGAGAUCAUGUAGACGCUUGGGUCAAUAAUAGCUGUUGGCGAGAGGGAGUUAUUUCUCAGAAUUAUGAGACUAAUGAGACGAAAUAUGUUGUACAAUUUUCAGUUGGUGGUGGUGGUGAGUCCUUACUAGUUGAUGCUUGGAGUCUUCGUCCAUCGCGUGUUUGGAAAGAUGGUCAAUGGAUAGAGUGGUCCCGUGCAAGAGAAAGGAAAUCCAAAUCUACUAAGGGCGAUUCACCUCUUGAGAAACGCCAAAGGACAGACUUGCUUGAAACAGGUGGUGAUCUAUCUGUUGUUGGCGAAGUGGGGGGUUCUUCGAAGGACAAGAGUACCAACAAUGCAAAGAAGCAGGAGGAACUAAAGCCAUUGUCUGUGUCUCAGGAGGAAAUUGUUUUCAACGUUGGGAAGAGUGUAGUUGAGAACAAAUCUGAUGGUCUUGCAUUCAGACGGCCUGGAUUACAAAAGGAAGGAUCAAAGGUUGUCUAUGGUGUUCCAAAACAUGGAAAGAAGAAGAAGUUUAUGGAAGUAAGCAAACAUUAUGACGCAGGCCAGUCUGACAAGAUUUCUGAGGGCAAUGCAUCUAACAGAUUUGUGAAACAUCUGAUGCCAUUGCCAAGGCCACGUGAAAAUACUACCAAAGUUGAUCCUAUUAGAGGAAAGAGAGUAGGUGAGACGAGGUCUAGAUUACCUAAGCCUACCAAGUCUCAGAGCGUUGGAGGUAGCAGUGCUCCUGAAAAGGAUUCCAUGCCCAUGCAUGUUCAAAAUUCUUGUGUUUCUCAAAGGAGUUUUAGUUUUGCGGGAAGUUCGACAAGCACUUCCAACAAUGAGAAGCCCACCUUAGUUAAAAAUAAUCCUGCGCUUGGUGGGGGCCUUAGAACUGAAGUUCCUUCUGUUUCUGAACUGCAAACUGCAUCUACUGUUCCUAGUUCCAAGCCAAAUGUAUCCACUACUAAUCGAGCUAAAAGGAAAUAUGUUCCCACUGUCAGUAACGCAAACAGAGGUAUACUCAAAACCUCUGAAAAGACGAGUUCUGAUUCUGGUGAACCCCGAAUGACUACUUCUGAUUCUACUGAACCCAGACGUUCUAACAGGCGAAUUCAACCAACUUCAAGAUUACUAGAGGGCUUGCAAAGUUCCCUCAUAAUCUCAAAAGUUCCUGGCGAGAAGGUUCCUAGGAGCAAUUACAGAAGUGCAUCGUCAAGAGGGAGAGCUCAAGCUCAUGGUUGAGUGAAGGCACCACAUAGCUGCUUUUGGUGGGACAGCUCGUUGUACAUAGCUGCAGCCUUCCAGUAUGGAAGCAGGAGGAUAGGAUUGGAGUAGGAAGUCUUUAUUGGAACACAAGGAUUCGGAUGUAUUAUAAACUAGCUUAAGUGAAUUGUGUUAACCCUUUCUUUUACUUGCUUGAAUCAGACUUGUCCGUGUUGUAGGAUAGCCAUUAAUCUCGUAGAAACCUCCUCUUAGGCCAUCCUCAAUGGCAGUUUCAUAGCCCAGUUUUCAACACAUCUGUAUUUUGGAAACAGUGCAUUAGAGUUUCAUGGGAUAAAACUCUUAUCAUCUCUCUCUUCAUUACUAUAGCGCCACAUCAGCAUAUUUAAUGUGCAUGAAACUCUCAUGAAACUCCAUUGAGACUGGCCUUAGUAUGUAUGGAUACACCGGGAAAGAAAUUGGGUGUGGUUUAAAUUCAUCCGACAAUUUAACA
Sorghum bicolor (sorghum) is the source of this 6982-nucleotide messenger RNA. RefSeq lists its product as uncharacterized. The transcript has 17 exons. Bases 301 to 6510 code for a protein of 2069 amino acids. The record is from RefSeq and is a predicted model, not a curated record. Lineage: Eukaryota; Viridiplantae; Streptophyta; Magnoliopsida; Poales; Poaceae.